Molecule: messenger RNA, 1177 nt
Organism: Paramecium pentaurelia
Lineage: Eukaryota; Ciliophora; Oligohymenophorea; Peniculida; Parameciidae
Source: the annotation of a GenBank genome assembly
AAUGGCUGAUACAUAAACUCCUCAAGACAUUAGUUAAGUGAUUCCUAUUAAUCCUUAAAUUUAAGUACCCAAUGUGGUAUAGAAUCAAUUAUAGAUACCUAACCAAAUACCAUAGUUGUAAUAGCCUCAAUAAUAAACAUUUGUUGUAUAUGCCCCUUAGAUGUAUUAACCAAGACCAUAAUUUAAUCUAAAUCAAGUUCAACCAAUUUAGUACCCUUAAUUUCAACAUCCUCAACACUUAAUUCCACCUUAAUAAUAAUUAUACUUACAAUAUCAAUAAUAACCUCAAAUUAUGUAGCCAUUACUUCCAAUCCAAAAGUAAGAAGAAGUAUUAAAGCAUGAUUCCUUAAGAUUGGCUGGAAAAUUGGAAAAAAGGUUCUUUAACUUAUAAGUUCUUUCCUUUUUCCUCCUUUUUUAAGCCUUUCCUUUAAUUUUGUGUUGUAGUUCUUAUCGCAAUGGUUUUAUUGAAUUUUAGUAUGACUUAUAUGGUAGUUUCAAAGUUCCAUUUUACAUCUUCACAGUGAUCAUGGGACUUUCACUUUUGUACUCAUUCACAGCUUCAAAGAAAUUAAAAAAUAAUUAAACUAGCACAAUAUUGUGUAUUGUUUAUGGAUUAGCAUAUGGUUUUUUUAUAUAGGCUUUGUAUUCUUCUACCUAUUAUAAAUUUUCAUAUUAUCAAAGUAGUAACUAUAACUACUAUUUGGAAUCAAAUGGUGGUGAUGUUAUUGUUAUAAUAGUGUUCAGCUUUAUCAAUUUAGAAGUUUUAUCACUAUUUUCAUAUGCAAUGCAAGAAUUAGAUCAAUUAAGUUUUAAAAGUAAAUGUAUAAUUCUUACAAUUAGAUUCCUUCUGGUAUAUCAUUAUACCAUCAAUUACUUAUGGUGGAAUACUAUUUUCUCUUUAUGACAAAUACGUUAUAUUAUGUGGAAUCAUAUGUGCAUCAAUCGGAUUUGGGUUUUAUUUAUAAUUAAUUUUGUCUAGAAUGAUUCAUUCACCAAAGGUAUUCUUGAAUUUCAUUAUAAUUAUAGUUUAAUUUGAGAUCUGAUGAUGGCAAAUAUGCAGCUGUUUUAUUAAGUUUCUUAAUUUUAGUACCAUUCUUUGAUAUCGGUUUGAAUAAAAGUGAUGAAAUGGUUUAAUAAUCAUAAAGCCAGAACUCUUAGUAAAAUAAUGCACAAUGAG